AUGGCUGCGCCCGAGGAGGAUGGCGUGCUUGCCGACGCUUCGCUCGGCUUCAUGCCCAUGCCCGCCGUGAGAGCGUCAGUCAGGCCGUCGAGGUCGAGAGCGUCGUCUUUGCCGUCUUUGUCGUCUUUGCGACAGCAGUGAGCAUGACGGUUUUGGAGCUUCAGCACCUCGUCCCUCGCGACGUCGAGCCACUCCCUCGUGCUUUGAGCCUCGUUGCUCAGCUGCAGAAAGUUCUUCUGCAGCGUAG
Ceraceosorus bombacis is the source of this 247-nucleotide messenger RNA. The record is from the annotation of a GenBank genome assembly. NCBI's taxonomy places the organism in Eukaryota, Fungi, Basidiomycota, Exobasidiomycetes, Ceraceosorales, Ceraceosoraceae.